AUGGAAUUAGUUGGUGAAUCUUUGCACCAAAAGAAACGUAGGAUUACAUGGAAAAAGGAAGGGUUGGUCCAAAGAUUUCUUGAAGCUUGUAUACACGAGACAAUUAAAAAUGGACGAGAAGGUAGUAGUUUUAAGUCACAGUCGUGGAAGAAUGUUGGAGAAGAAUUGAAAAAGAAACAUAACAUUAUCGUCGACCAACGACAAAUGAAAAAUCACUACGAUUACCUAAAGGGAAAAGACGCAGCAUGUUCUAAAUUGAAAAACAAAACGGGCAAUGUCUACGAUCCAUCAACCAACACCUUCAAUCUAUCCGAUGAGGAAUGGAAGAUAGAAAUUUCACAAAGUAAAUACAUGGAACCAUUGAGAAGUACCGGACUGCUUUACCCUGAACUCUGUGUGCAAUUAUUUGAUGGGGUUGCUAGUGUUGGGCUUGAGAGUUAUGAAACAACAUCUACAAUUCUUGAUCCUUAUGACUCUGAUCCCAACUUGAAUGAAGAUAUACCUGACACACAAGAAACCGGUGGGCCACCCUCAACUCAAGAAACCGAGGAGCCACCCUCAACUCAAGAGUGUUCUUCUCGUUCUCCGGUACAAAGCAAAAAGCGGAAAGCUAAAGAAAUAAAGAAGCAUGGAGGAGCAAAAGAUGACAUUGAUGAUUGCUUGAAGAAGUUAGAGGAACUUGGAUGGGGUGCACCGUUGCAUGAUAUAGCACUCUUUGUUUUAGCCAAAAAUGUUGACUAUAGGAAAAUGUGGAUGCGUUUAGAACGGGCGAAGUGUGAGAAUUAG
Molecule: messenger RNA, 786 nt
Organism: Cynara cardunculus var. scolymus (artichoke)
Lineage: Eukaryota; Viridiplantae; Streptophyta; Magnoliopsida; Asterales; Asteraceae
Product: L10-interacting MYB domain-containing protein-like
Exons: 3
Coding region: 1-786 (261 amino acids)
Source: RefSeq, a predicted model, not a curated record